CGAGUGGUUGUUGUGAUACAAGAUGAAUUACGAAGAUUACAUGAAAAUUUGUCGGUUUUUAGUCAUCGAUGUGUACCAUUUAAAAUGUUUGCAGUUUGUAGUACUUUUGUCCAAACUAAGUGCAAUGUUUUUGGUGAUCGUUCAAACUUAUCAAUUUUUGGCUCGAUUCGAAGUCGAUUAUUUCGUUCAGGAUGGGCCGUCAUAUUUCAUCGGACUAUAUGUACUAACCUGUCUAUUAGCACAACCUUUGGUAACAGAGACAGUAGAAUCGAUAGCAGAAAGCGUGGAGCAAAACACUUCGCAAAACAUCAUCAAAUCCGUUCCAAAAAGAGCAAGAAAAAGUGCCUUCUACUUCUUCAUCUAUGUGGUCUGGACUACGAUGACUUCCGUACUAGUGGCAAUUUCGUUAAUGAUUCCAACCAAAGACGACGAUGAUUUUUUCUUUCUUUUCAAACUAGCAAACAUGUACCUGCCAAAAUGGAGCAAUUUUUUUAAAUUUCUUUACAGGUGUUUAGCUAUGCCCUUAACGUACGUGGGCGCGACUAUAGCUUGCUUCAACAUAUUGUACUCAUUUCAAAUUGUUAAUCUUCAAGUUCAGAGGUACCAGCAACAAAUAAAAAAAAUUAAUGCUACAAAAGCAACGAACCAGAACGAAAUCACCAGAAAUUUGAAAAGUUUGCUAAAUUCGUUUUCAUUCAGCGAGAAUAGUGCCUGGGAGGCAGCAAAACGAAUGCAGUUUAUAGUUUUGCCGCUGAAAAUCAUGGGUUCUGCGCUCAUGAUGAGCAUCGUUGUCUUUUAUUUUUGGUUUGAGGGUUCCCUAAGGGAUCAGUACUUUCGUAUCUGCGCCAUCACAAUUAUGUCGUUUACUGCACUAUUGGGAACUGCAUGGGGUGGCCAAGCUAUCGAAGAUUAUAAGACUGAAAUAUUCAACGCUUUAGUUGAAGUCGAGUGGUACGUCUGGGACGAAUUCAACAAGAAAAUGUAUUUGAUGCUGCUGAUAUCUUUGUCGAAACCGAUUAAAAUAAAAUUUUCCGAAAAUAUUUCCGUUAACUACGAAAUGGGGGUCCAGAUGGCAAAAACUUUUUUCUCUAUGAUUUCCGUGAUGGAGAGACUGCAUAAAUCAAAGUCGGGCAGUUUCUGAAUGGGCGUUUUUAUCUCGAAUUUUGGGACUAACUGACUUUCAACUUAUUUGUAGCUAUAGUUGCUUAAAACUUUGUUAAAUAAUUGUUUGUAUUUUAGUAACUAUUUUCCUGAGCAGU
This is a messenger RNA of Zophobas morio, 1259 nucleotides long. RefSeq lists its product as uncharacterized. The transcript has 7 exons. Gene Ontology annotation, molecular function: olfactory receptor activity; odorant binding. Gene Ontology annotation, cellular component: plasma membrane. The coding region runs from base 23 to 1141 and encodes 372 amino acids. Gene Ontology annotation, biological process: detection of chemical stimulus involved in sensory perception of smell; sensory perception of smell. Lineage: Eukaryota; Metazoa; Arthropoda; Insecta; Coleoptera; Tenebrionidae. The record is from RefSeq and is a predicted model, not a curated record.